Molecule: messenger RNA, 1086 nt
Organism: Trichophyton benhamiae CBS 112371
Lineage: Eukaryota; Fungi; Ascomycota; Eurotiomycetes; Onygenales; Arthrodermataceae
Exons: 3
Coding region: 1-1086 (361 amino acids)
Biological process (GO): endoplasmic reticulum to Golgi vesicle-mediated transport
Cellular component (GO): endoplasmic reticulum membrane; COPII-coated ER to Golgi transport vesicle; endoplasmic reticulum-Golgi intermediate compartment
Source: RefSeq, a predicted model, not a curated record
AUGCAGCGCAACACAUUUGCACCCCCUCCGGCCCAGUCGCCUCCCCUCCAUCAUCCUAUCCCGCAACAUGUCUCUACAGUACCGAUGAUGCGGUCACCGCCGCCGCCAGUCUCCCAACAGCCCCAGCCCCAGCACCAGCAGCAUGGAUAUAACAAUCCUUAUCAGCCAAAUCCGGCCCAGGGAGGAGGCCAGUUUGGCCCUGGCUUUGGCGGCUUCAUGUCAGAUCCGACGGCCCAAAUGGGGUUUCAGGUUGGAAAGAGUGCCGUCAUGGCCGGGCAGGAGUAUAUGGAGCAAAACUUGAACCGUUAUGUGUCGAUUCCCGCGCUGAAGCACUACUUUAAUGUCUCCAAUUCAUACGUCAUUAAGAAGCUUGCUCUCGUCCUAUUUCCCUGGAGACAUAAGCCAUGGUCCCGCCAGCAGGGACGGAUGGCUGGCGCAGCCUCCGCAAACGGCCAGAUAAGCCAGGCCCAGUACACUUCCAUGUACCUCCCGCCACGAGACGACGUCAAUUCACCAGAUAUGUACAUUCCCGCCAUGGCUCUAGUCACCUACAUCCUGCUCUCAGCGGUCAUGGCAGGUCUACGAGGGAAUUUCCAUCCAGAGAUACUACGCUCCAUAACGUUCAUUGCUCUCGCAGUGGUAGUAUUUGAGAUUGUUUGCCUCAAGGUUGCCAUGUACAUUCUCAAUAUCAACAAUGACUCCCAGCUUCUUGACCUGGUGGCUUACUCAGGAUACAAGUUUGUUGGUAUCAUUCUUACCUUGGGGGUGUCCGAGAUUCUUACGCCGGGCCAAGGCACGGGAGGCUGGGUUGGUUGGACUGUGUUCAUCUAUACCUUCCUCGCUAACGCCUUUUUCUUGCUACGUUCACUCAAGUAUGUCCUUCUACCGGACAGCUCAUCCGACGCAGCCAUGCGAGGCGGAGCCAUGCCGACCGUUGCCCGCUCCCAGCGCAACAGGCGCACCCAAUUCCUCUUCAUCUACUCGUACAUGAUCCAGUUCGUCUUCAUGUGGAUUCUUAGCAGACAGGGUCCUAUCCCAUCGGCUGCCACCACUCCCAAAGUGCCUACUCCUGGCACCCUCUCAUGA